This is a messenger RNA of Thlaspi arvense, 1425 nucleotides long. NCBI's taxonomy places the organism in Eukaryota, Viridiplantae, Streptophyta, Magnoliopsida, Brassicales, Brassicaceae. The record is from the annotation of a GenBank genome assembly.
AUGGCAACCAAACAGCAAGUGACGGAAGGAGAUGAGGAGCCGCUCAGUCCAUUUGCACAGCUGUUCAGCUUGCCAGGUCUCGACGUCUUCAACAUUGUAACCAUUGGAUGCAAAACCGAAAGCGAUCCAUCCACAGUUAUUGAAGGAUUAAAGAACACUUUGACUAACCAUCCACGAUUUUCUAGCAUACUGGUGACGGGUCAUGGUGAGCACAAAGGAAAAGCUAAAUGGAUUCCAACGAAAGUAAACGUGGAAGAGCAUGUAAUUGUUCCGGAUAUAGAUCCCAACAUUGAGAAUCCUGAUGAAUUUCUUGAGGAUUAUACAUCAAACAUGGCUCUUUCUCCAAUGGAUAUGUCCAAACCUUUAUGGGAGUUUCAUAUAUUGAAACUUAAGACAUCACAUGCGGAAUCCGUGGCUGUGGCUAGGUUCCAUCAUUCUUUGGGCGAUGGGAUGUCUCUUAUGUCUCUUUUACUUGCUUGUACUCGAAAAGUAUGUGAUCCCGAGGCAUUGCCUACUUUUGUGGCUCCGAAAAAAGGCAAAGCCAAAAACGCUUGUUGGUCUGUGGUUGCUUGGUUUUGGUUCAUAGUAAGACUAGUGUUCCACACCUGUGUGGAAGUGACCAAGGCUAUUGUUUUUAUAUGUGUCGCGAAGGACACCCCAACUUCUCUAAUGGGUAAACCAGGAGUUACACUUAGCAUUAAUAAGUUUAUCCAUCGAAUCAUUAGGUUGGAUGAUGUCAAGAAGGUGAAGAACGCCAUGAACAUGACAAUGAAUGAUGUUCUCUUGGGGAUGGUACAAGCUGGUCUUUCAAAAUAUUUAAAUCAAAGAUAUGGCGAUCUUGAAACAACUUCAAAGGCAAGAAAAACUCUAGACAAAAUGUGCCUUCAUGGUGUUGUGUUUUUCAACCUAAGGCCAAACAGAGAUAUCGAGGAUUUGGCUAAUAUGAUGGCAAAAGGUUCUAAGUGCAGAUGGGGAAACUCAUUAGGUUAUGUCCUGAUUCCUUUGCAGAUGAAGCCAGAGGGUGAUAUACUUGAAUAUGUUCGAGAAGCCAAAAUUACUAUGGAACGUAAAAAAAACUCUCUCGAACCUCUAUUUUCCUCUGUGUUGCUCAAAUUGACUAUGGAGGUUUUUGGACUUACGGCACUCAAAAACCUUAUAAAGAGAGUAUUUGGUAGCACAACAAUGAUAUUCUCCAAUGUGGUUGGUCCAGCCGAAGAAAUUAGUUUUUUUGGCCAUCAUAUAUCUUACAUUUCUGCAAGUACCUUUGGUAUCCCACAGGCACUAGUUAUCAGUAUUCAAAGCUAUGUGGACAAACUUAUGAUCAACCUUGCUGUUGAUCUCGACGUGAUUCCCGACCCUCAUCACCUUUGUGAUCUCGUCAUCGAAGCUCUCGACAUGAUGAAUUCUGCAGCUGCUGCCCCAUAA